Messenger RNA from Plectropomus leopardus (leopard coralgrouper), 4608 nucleotides. RefSeq names its product poly(A) specific ribonuclease subunit PAN3 (gene pan3). Gene Ontology annotation, biological process: mRNA processing; nuclear-transcribed mRNA poly(A) tail shortening. NCBI's taxonomy places the organism in Eukaryota, Metazoa, Chordata, Actinopteri, Perciformes, Serranidae. Gene Ontology annotation, cellular component: P-body; PAN complex. The record is from RefSeq and is a predicted model, not a curated record. Gene Ontology annotation, molecular function: metal ion binding; poly(A) binding.
CCCUAGCAGAGCAGCCUGACUGCGAGCAAAAACAACAACAGGCUACUUUGCGAAAAGGGCAGCUGCAUGGAUAGCGACAACAACGACGACCAGGAUUUCACGGAUGCAAAAAUAAUUUCUUAAACGAAAAUGCAUCUUAGCCUUAUAAUGUGAGUACUGUAGCGUUUAAAGUGCUCUUCGCCAGCUGAAGUGAUAUUAAUCCGCUCCUUUAAGGGGAAACUGUUUGCAGGCUAGCUGGCUAGCUCGCCAGCUAUCUGCGUCUCUAUGUUUGAGUGUCUUCCGGCAGCAGCGGUGGCGGCAGCAGCGGUGCCAUGAACAGUGGACUCCCAGCUUCAGCUGCUCCGCUCGGGGGUGCCGGGAUACCUAAUGUCAAGGUGAAGUUUUGCCGAUACUACGCGAAAGACAAAACCUGCUUUUAUGGAGACGAGUGUCAGUUCCUGCAUGAGGAUCCGUCCAUGGCGACCCUGCCGCUGCACGGCGGCGGUGGUAGCCCCGUCCCGUUGUCUAUGGCCGGGGGUGGCGGGACGCCAACGGGGUAUUCCCUCGGCGGCUCCGCGGCGGCCUGCCCGGGAGGCGGUGGGACCGGUGUGUCCAAGAAAAGCGAAACAUUGGGGCCUGCAGGCACGACUCUGGAGGGGCAGCUGUUGACCAUCCCAGGGAUGGAGGGCGCCACCUUGAGCGAUGCCAAUCUUACCAACUCUUACUUCAGCAGCAGCUUUAUUGGGGUCAAUGGGUUUGGAAGCCCAGCCGAGUCGAAAUACUCAAUGAUGCAGCGAAUGACAACCAGCAGCAGCUCUCCUAGUCUCCUCAACGAUGGUGCCAAGAAUUUCAGCCACAGCACUCAUGAGCCAGUGAACUCCCCGACAUCCUCACUGUUCAGUGAUUUCGGUGCUCUUAGCAUUUCCCAAAGGAGAAAGACUCCUAACCCGGCAGCAAGUGAGUUCAUCCCCAAGGGAGCUCCACGUAUGGCCGCCAUGGCUCAGUCCACUGUCCAGGCCUUCCCCUCGCCUCUCUUCCCACAUCCUGGCCUCAGCAGCUCCACAGCUGCUGCGCUGGCUCCUGGCAUGUCUCUGUCUGCGGGAUCUUCUCCUCUCCACUCCCCUAAAAUUACACCGCACACCUCACCUGCUCCUCGUCGGCGCAGCCACACCCCAAACCCUGCCAACUACAUGGUGCCCACCACUGCAGCUGACCAGGGCACUCACAUAAUCCAGAAAGAGACCGUGGGAGGGACCACCUACUUCUAUACAGACAACACCCCCGCACCGAUGGCAGGGAUGGUGUUUCCUACCUACCAUAUCUAUCCCCCUACUGCACCCCAUGUGGCUUACAUGCAGCCAAAAGCCAAUGCCCCGUCCUUCUUUAUGGCUGAUGAACUCCGACAGGAGUUGAUAAACAGACACCUGAUAACAAUGGCCCAGAUUGACCACUCAGAGAACCCAGAUGUACCAUCUGAAGUGGACAGCUACCACAGCCUCUUCCCCCUUGAGCCCCUCCCUCCACCAAACCGCAUGCAGAAGACCAGCAACUUCAGCUACAUCACCUCCUGCUACAAGGCUGUCAACAGCAAGGAUGACCUGCCUUACUGCCUGAGGAGGAUACACGGUUUCCGCCUUGUAAACACCAAGUGCAUGAUGCUGGUGGACAUGUGGAAGAAGAUUCAGCACUCAAACUCUGUAACACUGAGGGAGGUCUUCACCACAAAGGCCUUUGGAGACCACUCGUUGGUGUUCUCCUAUGACUUCCAUGCGGGUGCAGAAACCAUGUUCAGCAGACACUUCAACGACCCAGCAGCAGACUCGUACUUUACCAAGAGGAAGUGGGGACAACAUGAACCUCCCCCGCCACGGCAGCAUGCAGGUCUGCUCCCCGAGUCUCUGAUCUGGGCCUACAUUGUCCAGCUCAGCUCGGCCCUGCGGACCAUCCACACUGCCGGUCUGGCCUGCCGUGUCAUGGACCCCAGCAAGAUUCUUAUUACUGGCAAGACCAGGUUACGGGUGAACUGUGUUGGGGUGUUUGAUGUCUUAACUUUUGACAACAGUCAGACCAAUCAUCUUGCCCUAAUGCCACAAUACCAGCAAGCAGACCUAGUGUCGCUGGGCAAGGUGGUGCUGGCGUUGGCAUGUAACUCCCUGGCUGGCAUUCAAAGGGAGAACCUGCAGAAGGCCAUGGAGCUGGUGUCUAUCAACUACUCUUCAGACCUCAAGAACCUCAUUCUGUAUCUGCUGACUGAACAGUCUCGCCUGCGCAGCGUCAAUGACAUCAUGCCGAUGAUUGGAGCUCGAUUCUACACACAACUGGAUGCAUCACAGAUGAGGAAUGAUGUCAUUGAGGAGGACUUGGCCAAGGAGGUGCAGAAUGGCCGUCUCUUCCGCCUGUUGGCCAAACUGGGCACCAUCAAUGAGCGCCCAGAGUUUCAGAAGGACCCGACGUGGUCAGAGACAGGCGACCGCUACCUGUUGAAGCUUUUCCGGGAUCAUCUGUUUCACCAGGUGACAGAAGCUGGGACGCCCUGGAUUGACCUCAGCCACAUUGUCUCCUGCCUCAACAAACUGGAUGCAGGCGUUCCUGAGAAGAUCAGCCUGGUGUCUCGGGAUGAGAAAAGCGUCCUGGUUGUGACCUACUCAGACCUGAAGCGCUGCUUCGACAGUACCUUCCAGGAGCUGCAGGCUGCAGCCUCCGGCUCUCUGUAGCGCCCUUUCUGGCCCGGGGUGGGACUUGCCCGUACCUGGAACACACUUUUGCACUACAGCGGAGGACCAGGCUCGUGGAAAUGACAUCAGCAUGGCAAAGGCAGCGAGGCAGGGCUUCGUGAACCUCAGUCACAUACACUGACCGUGUCCACCAGGAAGGCUUUUUCUAAAGUGUAUUUUUUUUAGUUUUCCUAAACCCUGCAGCUGAGAAUCGUAAAACAAAAGGAGAAAAAAAACAUAACAUAAAUGGACAAAUACGGAAGCUGUGACAAACGAGUAUGAGGACAUUUUUUUAGAUUUGGGGAACAAAACAAACAAACCAUGAGGUUUUGAACUUUUUUCCGGCUUUUAUUGUUUAUUUCUACAGUUGGGGUUUAUUUUUCUGAGGAGGAUGCACUAAGAUUUUAAUUUUUUUGUUAAUUUUUUGUUAUUUUUAUCAAUAUGUGUGAGUGGCCUACAGGGUGUACAGAGAGCUAAAGUCACACACACGGACAUAAAUACCAGAGCAGACUUAAAGAGAUAAAACAAAAAAUUAAAUCCAGCUUUCUAUUGACAGCGUCUUUCCUCCGGCUGGAGACCACACCCCUUCAUUCUGACGCACUGGGAGAUGGGACGCACCACUUGAGGCUUUCUCUGGGGCAGGAUGGCAGCCGUUUCAUGAAAUGGGCCAGUCCACUUUUGCCGUGGUCGUUGGUUCCCCCUCAGAAAGGACAAACCACUUGGGUGUGUGGGAUGGGUUCCUAAAACUGGAAAAGUCAAUGGAUUUCUGACAUUUUAGUUCAGGAGAUUGUGGAACAUCAGGCUCAUAUGUGUGGGUGGGUAGGCUAACAUGGACUGGGAUUUUGGAUUUUGGGGGACAAAACGUGGUUUUCGUUGGCACUGAGGAAGGGGUGUCUUCUCCUGAUGCCGUCUACCAAGUGUUUGUUACAUAUGCAGCAACCACCUUUGGUUAAAGGACGCUAUUGUGACAUGAACUGCAUAAGGAUGGGUCAUUUUGGUUUGGCUGUCCAGCACUUGGUUGUAGCCCGUGGGUGGGGCUUCUGUUGAGGUGGAGCCACAGCUGCCUCUUUGUGGAAUGUCCUUAUUUCGUCCCCCGCCUGUCCUCCCGCCCCCAACGUCCCCUUUCUCUGUCUCUCUCUCUGGCUCUCCCUUCUUCUCUUCCUGCUUUUAUCCCAAUCUUCACUUCCCCUCAGGGGGUCUGGGCCCCUCUACAUUUGAGAAAAAGUGACGCUUUUUGUGAUUUUUCUAGCUGUUUUUUCUCUUUGCUCAGAUAUUGUGCAGGAAUGCAUGAUGGGGUAUGGGAGGGCAAUUCAUUUUUGCCUCAAUUCAACUUUAUUAUUCUGUGGACCAAUUCCAGCAGGGGUUUAGGUAAAGGGAAGGGCAUGGAGGGCGAAGGAGAGAAUAGGGCACCAAUAGAUUUUCUUUUUAAUUUUUAUUUGACUUUUAAAGAUCAUGAAAUACAAACGUGCUGGAGACAAAGCAGUGGGGCUGGCUGCUGCUCUCACUCGGAUGGUUUGGAAUUCUCUCAGGAUGACAAACAGGUGGAGGGGCCCAAUGAUUGAAUGUGUUUGGCUGUCAUUGGCCGCCCCCUGUCCAGUCAGAUAGAUGAGCUACAGUGGAGUGGGUGGGACGUCUUCAGGUGGAGGUUUUAGGAAGUUAGCGGCACUGUGGAAAUCAUGCUGUGAGGGAUUUCAUGUUGCCCUGAAGUACGGUUCAUAAUCACUUAUGAUUUGUGUCAAAUUGACAAAAUGAAUUUGGUGCAAAUCUGCUUCAUGAUAAAGAGAUCGAUCCAGACUCUGUCCAACCACUGUACUUAUUUCUUCUGCCUUAGUCGAGUUCUCGGUAGCUUUUGACGAGUUGGUAUAAACAUAAGAUGAGAAAAACAGGGUCUUGUGUGAAGCACAAAAGACGUGAA